Messenger RNA from Electrophorus electricus (electric eel), 3021 nucleotides. It is a transcript of the gene znf703, whose product is annotated as zinc finger protein 703. Gene Ontology annotation, biological process: negative regulation of DNA-templated transcription. Gene Ontology annotation, cellular component: nucleus. The record is from RefSeq and is a predicted model, not a curated record. Lineage: Eukaryota; Metazoa; Chordata; Actinopteri; Gymnotiformes; Gymnotidae.
CGCCGUGAACGGGUCCGAGCGGUGACCCCGCCCCCUCGGGCGUAGUGCCCGCCCACUGAUUAGCAAUGCGGAUCUCCGCGAUUGGACGGCGGCUUGUUCCUUUUCAAGCGCUCCUCCAGAUCUCAGUAUGAGGAGUGUGUGUGUGUGCGAGCGAGGUGGAGAGACGACGGCGGAACUCAGCGAGAGGAUCGGAGAUUCCUGUCCUAUCCCGGGAUAUUCUUAAACAACCUGACCAGUUUUUUCGGUGGCGGAAGCGUGAUUAUUUGAUCAAGGAUCCGCGUCACUUGUUUUGCGCUGAUUUGUAGUUUUGCGCAGAGACACCGAGGCCACCCUGGGCUAGUGGAGACCCCGCGCUCGGAACGAUGCCGAAACGGGAGGGUUUGUUUUCCACAGUGACUUCUAUCGCUCUGUAGUUGGGACUACAAACUACCGUCAUUCCCACUGGAUAUACCGUGCAGAGUUGGGAGGACACCAUGCUGCUCGGGUCGGCGGUGAUUUAUUAAAUGACAUCGGAUAUCUAAAUGAGACCCGCACGACACCCGCCCCGUCUAUAUUCCUGCCAGGUCCGCGAUCCGCCCCGAUCCAGAUGAGCGAAGCGCCUUCUGGAUUUGCAGCCAGCUCACGGAGACACACAGCAGAGAACGGCGCGUGCCACGGUGGUGGCGAUACUUUGAUCGGCGGUUCUAGAACGCGCGCCCCUUCGGUCGUCUCGCGUCCACUCGCGGACCCCGCGCGUCAGGAGAGGCGACUGCCCGUACGGAUCCUCAAAAUGCUGACCGCUCACGCGAGCCAUAUGCUGCACCCGGAAUAUCUGCAGCCGCUGAGCUCCGCGCCCGUCAGCAUCGAGCUUGAUGCUAAGAAGAGCCCACUGGCUCUGCUCGCCCAGACAUGCUCCCAGAUCGGGAAGCCGGAUCCUACUCCGUCAUCCAAGAUGGGCGCUCUCUCAUCCAGCAGCCUGGGAGAGAAGGACGGGAGAUCGUCCAGCUCGGGCCUCAAACCUUGCGAGCAGCACCAGGGCCUGGAAGACAAGUCCAGCUUCAAGCCUUAUUCCAAAAGUGGCUCGGAAUGUAGGAAGGAGGGAGGCGUGGUGAACGGCUCGGCGGAUAAGGCGGGAUUUAGGGUGCCCAGCGGGAAUUCCGCCGGUGCCACGUGUCCAUCGUUUCCUCCGCAUGCCACGUCUCCGAGAACCGUCUCGCCCGCACAGAACACUGCGGGACAGGCCCACGCACACCGGCAGAGUCCGCCCGCGCAGAAGAUGCCUUACGUCCUGCCCCCGCACGCAGACCCCAAACCUGCAGGCUCUGCCCCCGGAACGGACGGCGGCGGCGGCGGCGGCAGUGGAGAUCGCGCUGGGAAAAAGGAGGCAGAGCAUGGCAAAGCCAGCCUGGACCACGCCCAGCUGGCCAACUCCAGUCAGGUGCGUGCCAGCGCUAACUCCAGUAGCGGCAGCUCCACUGGCAGCCCGCAGCCCCUGGACAGCAAACCCGAAGCUCCGGCCUCCCAGCCAGGCCUGGUGUCGGGCCAUGUGGCCCCUGUGUCCCCCUUUAAACCCAGCCACUCUGUCUUCCCCCUCCCCCCUUCCACCAUGGGCUACCACGGCUCCGUCGUUGGCGCUUACGCCGGCUACCCGUCCGGGUUCGUGUCUGGGCUGGACCCCGUUAAGUCCAGCCUGGUGGGCAGUGCGGGGAUGGGCGUUCCCGGGAAGCACCCGAGCUCCAGCCCUCUCUCUGGCUCCUCUCCCCCAUCACUCAUGCAGGGCCUGUGUCGAGACCCGUACUGCCUCACCUACUCCAACGCUCCCCACCUGGGAGGCGGCGGUUGCUCGUCCUGCGUGCAUGACCCAGCCUCCUCCCUCAAGUCGGCCUUCCCUCUGGUGUACCCUUCACCACACCUCCACACGCUCCACCCGAGCUCCCUGUCCUCCGCCGCACCGGCGUCCCUCACCCACCCUCUCUACACCUACGGCUUCGUCCUGCCCAGUGACACCCUCCCUCAUGCCUGUAACUGGGUCUCGGUGGGCGGGCCCUGCGACAAACGCUUCAGCACCUCAGAGGAGCUGCUGGCGCACCUGCGCACGCACACUGCCUUGCCGGGCGUAGACGGCAAGCUCCUCUCUGCCUACCCCUCCUCCGCUGCCUCCUGCCACCUGCAUCUGCCCCCUCCCAGCAGCCCGGGCGCACUUCCGAGCUCUUUCUCCCUGCGGGGCUCGCCUGGGUUGGGCCUUGCCCGCUACCACCCGUACAGCAAAGCCCACCUGCCCGGAGGCCCCGGCGUCCCGAUGCACUCUCUCCCUGCUGCUUCUCCGUACUACUCGCCGUACGCCCUCUACAGCCAGAGACUGGGAUCAGCCUCCGCGCUGGGAUACCCGUGAUGGAUGGCGCGCAGAUGGGGAGACAUCCGAAGGAAGCAGUCGGGAUGAGGGCGAGGACUGUCCUCGGAGAAGCUCCAGGCCAAAAGGCAAAUGGGCGGAGUCACUUUCUCUGGCCGAGGGGCGUGACAGGACCUCCUCCGCUGACGGACACCCAGCUGAGCGCGAAGAGAUCCCUUCGGUGUUGAGAAAAGGGAGAAAGCAGCAAGAUUUGGCCUCUAAAAUGAUCGAGCUGAUAACCCAGUUAAUUUAAUUAGAUGAAUAAAGAUUUAUUGCAGUUUGGUUUUCUCUAGGUGGAACAGUAACCAUCCCAGUACUUUUUUUCUGUCACUUUGGUACGAGAACUUUUUCCAGGUGAUAAAUAUUUGUUUCCCAAAUGCAAUUUUAUAACAGUGCAGCUUUGCUUAAGAAGGUUUGCUUUAUUUAUCUUGUUUACUGUUUAUCGUUUCGUCUCUUUCUUUUGUGCGGCAGGUCUUUUUCCCUGGUUUUUGUCCUUUGCUUCUGAAGAUUGUGAUGCAACUGACAGCCAGUUUAUUCUUAAAAACAUUUGCCUUUUUUUUGUACAUGUACAGUUAAAAGAAUAAAAUACAGACAGACAGAUGUGAUAUAUUUUCUAUUGUGGCUGAUGGUGCAGGCUGGUGAGAGCUUUUGGG